CAAAGGAUAGUUGCCCUGGCUAGUUUAAUCCGGGCUUCGUCGCACAAGUAGACAGAAGAGAUAAGGACCUACAUUUGCUUGACCCUUGUGUACAGAAGCAAUCGUCGGGCAAAUGUUGUCAAUCCAGUUUUUCGGCUGCUUUGAGGAGAGAACCGGCGAGCGCGCAGUCGGUGUUCGUAAUUGCAGCUAAACUGUGCCAAAGAAAUCAGGCCAUGACAGAAAAUUCUUCAGUAACAUAAUUUAUUGACCGUCUAAACAACAUACUCUGAAAGAAACAGUAAAGUCAAAUUAGUCAAAACCUAGCAACUAUGUGGUAUUCGUUGAUUUACACAGCUCUUUUAUCGCUUGGUUGGUGUGGAGUGCUUUCUUUAGCCAGUGCACCACAUACUCCUGCUACGAUGCCAAACAAAGAACCUCGUCCCGUAGUGCUGGUUACGAACAAGGAAACGCCGGAGAAGGGCAUCGACAAGUUGCGGCAAAAAUGUGAGGUCAUCUUUCCCAGCAGUCAUCCGGCGACAAGGGAAGAAAUUCUCGAGCUAGCGGGCCAGGUUGACGGUAUCAUGUGGGUUGGCCAUAUGGCACUGAACGGAGAAGUGCUAGACCGUGGUGGUUCUCGCCUGAAAGCCAUCUCCACCAUGUCGGCCGGCAUGGAUUACGUGGACCUGGAGGAAUUUAAAAAACGUCGGUUCCCGCUCGGCUAUACACCGAUCGUGCUGAACGAUGCAGUGGCCGACACGGCAAUCGGACUGAUGAUUGCUGCCGGACGGCGCUUCCACGAAGGUCGGCUCGCUAUCGAGGGAUCUCAGUGGAACGGUGGUCCCCAGUGGAUGUUGGGGCGAGAUAUUAAACGCAGCACGGUUGGAAUCGUCGGAUUUGGUGGCAUCGGUCAAACGAUUGCAAAGCGUUUACAAGGAUUCGACGUCGGCCAGUUGCUGUACUCGGGACGACGGCCGAAACCGGAAGCCGAAGCACUAGGGGCGAAGCUGGUUCCACAGGACGAGUUGCUGCAGGAAAGUGACUACGUCGUGCUGGCUGUUCCGCUAACUAACGCAACGUACCACAUGAUGAACGAAACUACGCUUAGCAAAAUGAAACCCACAGCGGUGCUGGUUAACGUUGCUCGUGGCGAUCUGGUCGAUCAGAAGGCGCUGGUGAGCGCCCUCAAGAAGGGUACAAUAUUCGCGGCCGGCCUGGACGUGAUGUCUCCUGAGCCGCUGCCAGCGGACGACGAGCUGAUGACACUUCCCAAUGCCGUCAUCAUUCCGCAUCUCGGCUCCGCAACGGUGCGAACGCGAAACGACAUGGCCGAGAUAGCAGCUCUGAAUGUUCUCUCGGGAAUCGCUGGUGCUCCGAUGCUAUCACCCUAUCCGCUGUCUAUGUCAUCAGCGUAGGCCAGAAUCUGGCUGGACUUGAGGCAGAUGGUCUAUGAAAUCUUCACUUCUGAGUCCCCGAUGGUCAGCGUCGAAUCAGUUUGGUGUUUUCACCAUGCUCGCCCAUAACUUCUUUGGCGCAGUUGCUGAUACAUGGUUUUAGAACGAUUCCGAGCCAUUAUCGAAAUAAGCGACGAUAUUUUAAUACUUACAAAAGUUGACGUUCUCUGGAAAGGGUUGAUCUACACUAAGUUUCAAAAGCAAUGACAGAAAUAAAAUGACGAAGAAGAUCAACGAACCAGAACUUUCAAAGAACUUUGACAACAUAACUUGUAUUUGAAAGUACAGUUGCAAAAGGAUCUGCAUUAAUCCGCAGGAGGGGGCGGGUAUGGUGACGGCAUGAGAUUGCGCCGCAAACCUGCCAACACAUUUUCAACCGCUCGUAAGGCCAUUUCGUCUCGAGUUCUUUUUGUAGCUGUUCCCAAGUGGGGCACCAAUACUGUGAA
Messenger RNA from Anopheles bellator, 1876 nucleotides. Its product is annotated as glyoxylate reductase/hydroxypyruvate reductase-like. Lineage: Eukaryota; Metazoa; Arthropoda; Insecta; Diptera; Culicidae. The record is from RefSeq and is a predicted model, not a curated record. The transcript has 5 exons. The coding region runs from base 309 to 1391 and encodes 360 amino acids. Gene Ontology annotation, cellular component: cytosol. Gene Ontology annotation, molecular function: glyoxylate reductase (NADPH) activity; hydroxypyruvate reductase (NADH) activity; NAD binding.